UUAGCCAAGAAGAGACCCGGGUUUCCGUGAUGUCGUAUGCGAACUCUGCAAACAUUCAUAUUCGCUUUUCGACAUAUUUUUCUGAUAAAAGCCAGUUCGAUAAUGCCGUGGAUAGAAUUCGAUAUACAGGCGGAGGAACUGCCACCAGCAUGGCUUUGAACAUGGCAUAUAAUUCUAUGUUUACGACAGGAUAUGGAGCCAGAGGACCAGGGUUUAAAAAGGUAUUAGUAAUCUUGACAGACGGGUAUAGUAACGGGCAGGUGAGCGGACCAGCUUUGAAACUGAAGAACUAUGGGGUUGUAAUAUUCAGUGUGGGGAUUGGACACAGAUUAUCUAUGCAAGAACUGAGAGAAAUGGCAUCAGAUCCAGUGGAUCAACAUGUUAUCAUCUUGGACAACUUUUCCCAACUAGAAUCUCUUGCCAAAAAGAUGUCUGGCCAAACGUGCAACGCAUCUCAUUUCCAGGUGUUUUGUGACAAAGACUAUAUGACAGCUGUAUUUCACCGAUCAGAUCUUCCAAAGAAUGUCAAUGUUGGUCGUCUUUAUCUUCAAUACCGGAGUUACUAUUGUAAAGCAAGCUAUAACUCAACACAUGUCAUUGUAAAAACUCAGCUUACUGGUUGUGGAACAGUGGUCACAAAAGACGAUCAAACCCUCUAUUUUAGCAACUCUCUGUCUGAGGUAGAACAGAGUUAUAGUGGCUCUGGUGUUAUCACAAGAAAUUACCUCUUCAGAGCCAACAUGACAUGUUCAUUUCCUCGAAAACGUACUGUUGGAUCUUUCAGUUUUGAUCCAGCAAAAGAAAGAACGCUCGUUGUUCUGAGUGGAAAAGGCAAUUUCUCUCUGUCAAUGGAUGUUUUCAGAAGCAGGAAUUAUCGUGAUUCAUACACUUCACAAGACUAUCCAGUUGUCAAAUCACUGUCAGAUAAUCUUUAUAUUCAAUAUUAUUUAAACACGAGCAACUAUGAUCUUGUCGUGCGCGCAGAGACGUGUAGAGCUACACCUACGAACAGACCUUAUGAUACUCCACAGUAUGUCUUCAUUGAUGACGGUUGUGAUAAAGAUGAGACGAUCCGGCAUUAUACAUACGGGAUGAGUUCUGUACAACGUUUCAGUAUCCAGGCUUUUCGCUUUCUCUCACAACAUCGGUUCGUCUACCUCCACUGCGAUCUUGUUGUCUGUUACAGAUAUGAUUCUAACUCCACCUGCUCCCGAAGUACUUCAUGUCCGCGACGAGUUCGUCGCGCUGCUGUCGACGAACCAUCAGAUGAUGCAUCAAAAAAAUAUGCGCUGUCAUUUGGUCCAUUGAUGUAUGGAAAGGAAUCAACUGACAAGAACUCUGGAGGUAAAUCUGGUGCCAGCAGUGCACUUUUUGGUUCUCUGGUUGGGGUCGGUUGCCUCAGCCUGAUUCUUAUUGGCGCUUUGGUUAUCGUGAUUAAAAGACCUCGUCGUCAUAGAUCCACUGUUCAACCGCAAACUGGGGUCGAAAACAAAGACGAUGCGAUGGCAUUACCCAAUUUAGGGUAUACUUAAAUAUUAACUGUACCUGUUUCCUUUUCAACCGGAGACAUGCUAAGCCAUGCUUGGUCUGGAAACUCGCCUAAAUGUUUUGUUCUGUCUGUGUUAAUGUUUAUCAUGGGUGCUAUAGUUAAAAUGGAAUUCAAGUCUGUUCUGCACAUCGGCAUUUCUCAAUGAUAAUGCGAGUGCCUUCUGGUGUGAAAUUUGUCCAAAUCUCGCGCGUUUUAAUCCAUUCAUUUGAACUUAAAUAGUGUUUUACACAGUUCAUGAAAUUCAGUUGAAAUUUACAGUACUAAAAUCUCGCUGAAAUUUCAGCUCAUGGACAUUGUAGACAUUGGCCGAGCUUCCAGACUAUGACUGAUGUAGCUAUAAAGCUUCAAAUUGUAAAAUUGUAUAACGCAGCAUUUGAUUGAAUAAUACUUUCGCCUUUAGCUCAGGUAUUAUUAUCACUAGAAUUAUUUAUUG
This is a messenger RNA of Dendronephthya gigantea, 1982 nucleotides long. RefSeq names its product ZP domain-containing protein-like. The record is from RefSeq and is a predicted model, not a curated record. Bases 30 to 1532 code for a protein of 500 amino acids. Lineage: Eukaryota; Metazoa; Cnidaria; Anthozoa; Malacalcyonacea; Nephtheidae. The transcript is spliced from 6 exons.